Molecule: messenger RNA, 2991 nt
Organism: Mercurialis annua (annual mercury)
Lineage: Eukaryota; Viridiplantae; Streptophyta; Magnoliopsida; Malpighiales; Euphorbiaceae
Product: translocase of chloroplast 132, chloroplastic-like
Exons: 2
Coding region: 1-2991 (996 amino acids)
Biological process (GO): protein targeting to chloroplast
Cellular component (GO): chloroplast outer membrane
Molecular function (GO): GTP binding
Source: RefSeq, a predicted model, not a curated record
AUGGAAACACAAAAUGGGUCUGUUCUUGAAGCUGAUUUGACUCGAGAGAUUAAUGUGCCAAGUCCUGAACGUCUGCAAGUCGCAAUUAAUAUUUUGAAGGCUGUUCUUCAUACUCAUUUGUUUCAGAGGUAUUUGUAUGACAUGAGACUGCAGGACUUGAAGGACUCUCACUAUGUGCCAUGUACUAAACGUCUGAUAGACACAAUUCGGUUGCUUGAGCGUCACAAGAGAGACGGGUCGAAGAUUGUUGCAGAAAAUCAGGUUCAACCUGCUUUCGAACCUGAAUGUAUUCGGGAUAUUUUGUCUGAGGAUGGAAACAACUUGAAUCAGGGUCUGCAAGAUUCUGAAUAUCUGGAGGUCGCAAUUUUUAUUUUGAUUGCUGUUCUGCAAGCUGGAGUGACUAGGGAGACCGAGUCUGGUAAUGGAAGGAAGUACUUGAAGGAGGACGGACCAAGUACUAAAUGUCUGAAAGCCACAAUUGAGGCUUUGUGCGAUUUACAGAACGACAUUGCUGAUACACCUGUUACUCAUCCUCGGGAUUUAAUGUCUCGUAUUGGAAUGGAGGAUAUGAUAACUCUUGAAUUUUGGCAAACCGCAGUUGAGCUUUUCUCUGUGUUUCGGGAGCGCAAGCUUGCAAUCGAUGCUGAGAAGGAAGAGGAGGCUGAAGUUGAGUCAGGAGUCGGUGUUGAUAUAAUUAAUGAUUCACUUUUAAAACUGCUGGAUGAGUAUGGGAAUAUGGUUGAUGAAUCGGAUGCUGACAGUGAUGCUGACAGUGAUGCUGACAGUGAUUCUGAAAGUGAUGCUGACAGUGAUGCUGACAGUGAUUCUGAAAGUGAUGCUAACAGUGAUGCUGACAGUGAUGCUGACAGUGAUGCUGAAAGUAAUGAGGAGGUGGGUGGAGUAGUUUCUGAAGAAGAGGUGAAUAAUUUGGUGGGUGGUUAUGGUGUCAAUAAGAUUGAUUAUGCAAAUGUGGUGCAUGAGAUUAAAAAACAGCAAGAUAAUUCUAAAAUUUUCGAUGUAGGGCCUGAAGAUAGCAAUGGAGAUGCCAAGAAAGCGUCGGUUUUAUUGGAUUCUAUUCAUCAAGGUGAAUCUGAGGAGCUUAUUUCUAGUUCAGCUUCAGUACAUACUGAGCGUGCCGCCCCACUGCUGGAACUUGCACCUCGAGCAGCACAGCAGCAGCGUGUUAUUGGAGCUAUGUCUAAUGUGCAUUCUCAGCAGAUUGAUGAGCCUGAGACUGAUGGGUAUGACGAGACUUGUGAAAAACUUAAGACGAUCAGAGUGAAUUUUUUGCGGCUUGCCCAUAGGCUGGGGCAGACUCCUCAUAAUGUUGUUGUGGCACAAGUUUUGCACAGGUUGGGAUUAGCUGAGCAACUGCGAGGGAGAAAUGGAGGCCGAGUUGGUGCUCUCAGUUUUGAUCGUCCAUGUGCGAUGGCAGAGCAGCUUGAGGCAGCUGGGCAAGAACCCCUUGAUUUUUCUUGUACCAUUAUGGUGCUUGGGAAAACAGGAGUAGGUAAAAGUGCAACAAUCAAUUCAUUAUUUGAUGAAGUAAAGUUUGGGACUGAUGCUUUCCAACUGGGUACAAAAAAGGUUCAGGAUGCUGUAGGGACUGUUCAAGGGAUUAAGGUACGGGUCAUUGACACACCAGGCCUUCUUCCUUCUUGGUCUGAUCAGCGUCAGAAUGAAAAGAUUCUUCAGUCAGUCAAGUGCUUUAUUAAGAGAACACCUCCAGACGUUGUCUUGUAUCUUGAUAGGUUGGACAUGCAAAGCAACGAUUUUGGGGAUAUGCCACUCUUGCGCACCAUAACUGAUAUAUUUGGGCCAUCAGUUUGGUUUAAUGUUAUUGUCGUCCUGACUCAUGCAGCAUCAGCUCCACCUGAUGGUCCAAAUGGUACUGCGUCAAGUUAUGACAUGUUUGUCGCUCAACGAUCUCAUGUUGUUCAACAAGCAAUCUGUCAGGCAGCCGGUGAUAUGAGACUUAUGAAUCCAGUUUCAUUAGUAGAGAACCACUCGACAUGCAGAACCAAUACUGCAGGACAGAGAGUUUUACCUGAUGGUCAGGUAUGGAAACCUCAUCUAUUAUUGCUGUCUUUUGCAUUAAAGAUUCUUACAGAAGCAAACAUGCUUUCGAAGUUGCAAGAUAGCCCUCCUGAGAAGCCUUUUGCAGCUCGAUCAAGGGCACCGCCUUUACCUUUUCUGCUCUCAUCUCUUCUCCAGUCAAGACCACAACUUAAGAUGCAUGAGGAACAGUUCGGCGAAGAUGAUGAUGGUCUGUUUGAUGAUCUGGAAGAGUCAUCAUAUUCUGAGGAUGAAUCAGAAUUUGAAGAGUUGCCCUCAUUCAGAAGUUUGACCAAGGCCCAGGUGGCCAAGCUUUGUAGAGCUCAGAGCAGGGCAUGUUUUGAUGAGUUAGAAUACAGGGAAAAGCUUUUUAUGAAGAAACAGUUAAAGGAAGAGAAAAGGCGGGGAAGGAUGACGAAGAAAUCAACUUCCUUCGAGAAGGACAUGGCUUAUACUUUGCACAGUGAGACAAGGUUCUGUAAUUGUAGGAAGAAUAAGGCAACAGCUGGUCUAUCAGUGACUCUAUUAGGCGAUGCCUUAUCAGCCGGAUUGAUAGUUGAAGAUGAUUUGAUUGCAGCUAGACGGUUCAGAUUGGUGGUGUCUGGUGGUGCAAUGACUGGUCGUGGCUAUGUAGCUUACGGUUGCAGUUUAGAGGCCCAACCGAGAGACGAAGAUUACCCGUUAGGUCAUACCCUGUCAGCACUUGGGCACUCUGUAAUGGAUUGGCUUGGUAAUCUUGCUCUUAGCUGCAAUAUAGAAUCCGAGAUCCCCACGGGCAAUCUGAAUAAUAGGCAAAUCAGUAUUCGAGUAAAAAGCUCUGAACAGCUUCAGAUUGCUUUAAUUGGACUCCUUCCUCUAUUGAAGAAGCUAUUCAGCUACCCUCAAUAUUGUCAGUCUUCAUCAAUGUCGGAGCCGGACUUCCACCCUCAAUAUUGA